Molecule: messenger RNA, 1590 nt
Organism: Aspergillus nomiae NRRL 13137
Lineage: Eukaryota; Fungi; Ascomycota; Eurotiomycetes; Eurotiales; Aspergillaceae
Product: sugar porter family MFS transporter
Exons: 8
Coding region: 1-1590 (529 amino acids)
Biological process (GO): transmembrane transport; carbohydrate transport
Cellular component (GO): membrane
Molecular function (GO): carbohydrate:proton symporter activity
Source: RefSeq, a predicted model, not a curated record
AUGAAGAAAAUCUACAACGUCUACUUUCUCUGUGGCUUUGCCACUCUAGGCGGUGGUUUGUUUGGUUUUGAUAUCUCGUCUAUGAGUGGUGUCCUGGGCACCGCUGCGUAUACCAACUAUUUCCAAGUUGGUAGCGGUCAAUACAAACAGGGCAGUAUCACUUGUGCGAUGCCAUUUGGUUCGCUCGUCGGUGCGCUGUGCUCUAGCUUUAUCGCCGAUCGCUUCUCCCGUGUCAGGGCGAUUCAGUUCUCGUCUAUUCUAUGGAUCAUUGGCUCUAUCUUUAUGUGUGCGUCGAACGGAAUCGCUCUUUUAGUCGUCGGUCGUGUCAUCGCCGGUGGUUGCGUUGGUAUCGCGUCUGCAAUGGUCCCCGUUUAUCAGGCCGAGAUCGCACCAAAAGAAAUUCGAGGACGAGUUAUAUCGCUGCAGCAAUGGGCUAUUACAUGGGGUAUCUUGAUUCAAUAUUUCAUUCAAUAUGGCGCGAGCAACAUCGACGGCGGCCCGAACAACCCGACGCAGAGUACGGCUGCUUUCCGUAUUCCAUGGGGAAUCCAAAUCGUACCCGGUGUUAUCCUCUUCUUUGGCAUGUUCCUCUUCCCCAAGUCUCCCCGUUGGCUUGCUAGCAAAGACCGUUGGGAGGAAGCCCUGAAUGUGCUAUCGAAGCUGCACGGUAAUGGAGAUGUCAACCACCCCAAAGUCCUCGCCGAAUACAAAGAAAUCCAGGAGGCUCUGGCGUUGGAGCGGGAGCAAACAAACACUGGCUUCCAGGAGCUCGUCAAGCCUCGCAUCUUCAAGCGUGUCAUCUUGGGUAUGAGCUUGCAGAUGUGGUCGCAGCUGUGCGGCAUGAACGUGAUGAUGUACUACAUCGUCUAUAUCAUGCAGAGCACCGGUGCCGGAUCACCCCUGCUCACCGCGUCAAUUCAAUACAUUCUCAACACGGCCCUGACUCUACCUGCCAUUCUCUACCUGGAUAAGUUUGGCCGACGCCCGGCGAUUCUCAUUGGAUUCUUCCUCCAGGCGAUUUUCCUCUACCUGGAAGGUGGGCUGCAAGGAGGCUUUGGAGCGCCCAACCCUGGCACUGAUCCCAAGCUCGCUGCUAUCUCGUGGACGGUCGCCGACCACCCCGCCGUGGGGAAGGCGAUUAUCGCAUUAUCCUAUCUGUUCGUGUGUUCCUUCGCCACGACCAUCGGCCCGACCUCGUGGACCUAUCCGGCUGAAAUCUAUCCUGCGAAAGUCCGUGCCAAAGCAGUCUCGCUGGCUACCGCCUCCAACUGGGUCUGGAACUGCCUGCUGGCCCUCUUCGUCCCACCUUUGCUAUGGUCGAUCAACUGGAAGAUGUACAUGAUUUUCGCUGCCUUCAACACCGCCGCCUUCAUCCACAUGUUCCUCACCGCCCCCGAAACCAAAGGUUUCACACUAGAGGAAAUGGACGAUGUCUUCGACAGCGGCCUCCCCGCCUGGCGCAAGCUCGAGAAGCGCAGUCGUAUGGAGGAGCUCGAGAGAGAGAUCAUCGAAGGCAAUCUCAAGAUUAAUCCCGCACACGAGGAUACUGGCGUCUCGGCUACGCAAGUAACCCCGGAGAAGCAAGUGUAG